AGGAAAAAAAAGGUAGGAGUUGGGGUGUGGCUUGUUCAAGGAGUUGGGUUCUCUUCUCCAAGAGAGACAAAAGCAAAAGCAAAAGCAAAAACAAAAACAAAAACAAAUCAUGGAAGUUUUAGUUUAGGGUUUCAGAAACUUACACGCUCUGUUUUUCUCUCUUCUUAUGAUUUCUUCUUCCAUUUCAACUGUUUUGAUGCUUCCUUUCUGGGUUUUUGUUGUAUAGUUCUAAGCUUUCUUGGGCUUAUUUUGAUUCACUUUCUUGUGUUCUAAACCUCUGUGUUUUGUUCUUCAAAUGGAAGAGCUUGAAGAAGCUAACAGAGCCGCCAUAGAUAGCUGCCAUGGAGUUUUGAAUCUUUUAGCUCAGCCUUCUCCUCAAGAACAAGGUGAGCUGAGGAAGAAUUUAAUGGUGGAAACUGGAGAGGCUGUUUUUAAGCUCAAGAAAGUGGUAUCUCUUUUGAAUUCUGGGUUUGGUUAUGCAAAAGUUAGAAGAUUCAAGAACAUUCCUCUGCCUUUACCCCAAAAACUUCUCUUAGAUCCUCCAAACAAUGGUUUGAAUGGUAAAGUUUCAGUUUUUUUGGGAAACCCAGAUUUGGAAAUGGAUCAAAAUCAUAAGAAUUCCCUCAAAAUUCAUAAACAAGCUGCUCCAUCUUUGAACUUUAGCUUCCCCCAGCAACAGCAGCAGCAGAGGAAGCAAGCAGAGAUGAUGUUUCUUAGGAGUAACAGUGGGAUGAAUAUGAAUUUUGAUGCUUCCAAGUGCACAUUGACAAUGUCAUCUGCUAGAUCUUUUAUUUCUUCGUUGAGUAUGGAUGGGAGCGUUGCGGACGGGAGCUCGUUCCAUUUGAUCGGACCGUCGUCGACGAUGUCGGGCGAUAACAAGAGGAGGUUUUCUGGAAGGGGAGAUGAAGGGAGCUUGAAAUGUGGUAGCACUGGCAAGUGUCAUUGCUCAAAGAAGAGGAAACAUCGAGUGAAGAGAUCAAUUAAGGUUCCUGCUAUAAGUAACAAACUUGCUGAUAUCCCUUCUGAUGAUUAUUCAUGGAGGAAAUAUGGGCAGAAGCCAAUUAAGGGUUCUCCUCAUCCCAGGGGUUACUACAAAUGCAGCAGCAUGAGAGGUUGUCCAGCGAGAAAGCACGUCGAGCGAUGCUUAGAAGACCCGUCGAUGCUUAUCGUAACGUACGAAGGAGAGCAUAAUCACCCGAAAAUGUCGACGCAAUCUGCACACACUUAGCCUACAACAAGCUCAAAUUAAGCAGGAUUGGAGCCUCCAUUUUUGUUUUGUAUUAAUCAAAACUUAGUUUGGGAUUGGUGUUGGUGCUUCUUUUGUCCAUACCUUUGGCCUCAACAUUUGAACCAAGCUCUUCAAUUUGGAGACUUUCCUUUCCAAAUCAUAAAGGGAACCAAUUUAAU
Messenger RNA from Cucurbita moschata (crookneck pumpkin), 1407 nucleotides. RefSeq names its product probable WRKY transcription factor 21. Gene Ontology annotation, biological process: regulation of DNA-templated transcription. The transcript has 3 exons. The record is from RefSeq and is a predicted model, not a curated record. Lineage: Eukaryota; Viridiplantae; Streptophyta; Magnoliopsida; Cucurbitales; Cucurbitaceae. Bases 296 to 1228 code for a protein of 310 amino acids. Gene Ontology annotation, molecular function: DNA-binding transcription factor activity; sequence-specific DNA binding.